AUGGUUUUUCAAGACGAGGUUCGACGGGAAUUUCAAACUUGGGUUAAUUCGGUGAAAUAUUUACCAAAAUAUCGCAUUGGUGGUCAACAAGAGCCGGAACGACAUGCUUUAUUUUAUGGACCACCGGGUUCGGGAAAAAGUUAUUUAGCCGAAAAGUUCGGAGAAAACGAAGCCCGUGCUUACAUUUUCGCGGAAUUCGGAACCGAAACUUAUGCCGGAAGCGCCAAACAAAAAAUGAAUAAGGUAUUUGCUGAGGCCGAAUAUAUACUAACAAUGAAAGGCCAAGAUAAGCCAGUAGUAAUUAUUAUUGAUGAAAUUGAUUCCGUGGGAAUAAAAGACCCUUUGUCGGGCGGUGCCAGUGUUUCCGAAACUAACGGAAUUUUAACCAUGAUUGACCGAAUAAAAGAAAAAGGAUUAAACAUUAUAGUUAUUGGAAUAACUAAUUAUCCUAAUGUUCUCGAACCGGCUCUUACCCGCACUGGUCGCUUAGGUCGACAAAUUAGCAUUCCUUAUCCAACCAAGGAAGAAAUAAACAAAAUGGUUAACUAUUUGGAAAAAGACAUCAAAAAAGAAAAAACUGGUGCUUAUAAAUAUGAGGGCAAUAAUGAUUUUUGGUCUAAUAUUCGCCAAAUUACCCAAGACGCCUUUGCUCGCUGUCAACAAGAAAAAGUCGGAAUUUCUUAUAGUGAUUUGGAAAUGUCGGUCAAAGAUGUUUUAGCCAGACAAGUCAGCAAAAAUUCAAAAACGAUUAUUCCGCAAAGUUCUGAUUAUAAAGAAGAGUUAGCCAAAAAAAUCGACAAUAAAAUAAGAACUAAACCAAAAAAAAGACCUAAUCAAAAAGAAAAAAAGCAUAUUGCGGGAUUUAGCCCUGAGUGCUUUUAUAUUGAAAAAAUUGGUGAAAAAAAAUUAGAAAGUCCACUAAUUUUGCGUCCCACUAGCGAAGUAGUAUUUUAUGAUUAUUAUCGGCAAAUUCUCAGCAGUUAUCGACAAUUGCCGCUUCUCUAUAAUCAAUGGUGUUCGGAAGGUCACACUUUACAUAGCAGCGAACAAGAGGCCCGAGAAUUGGCUUUAAAUAUUCUCGCCGAUUACCAAGAUUAUGCCGAAAAUACACUUUGCCUAGGCGUAAUAGUUGGUAAAAAAACUGAAGGAGAAAAAUUUGCUGGAGCCUUGGAAACUUAUACCGCGGAGUGCCUUUUGCCGGACGGACAGUCCGACAAAGAGGGUUGCCCGUUCAAAAUAAUUUUAGGUCCAGAAGAAUUAAAAAAUGGAGAAAUCACCUUAGUCAAGAGAGAUAAUGUCGAGCAGAAAAUUACUGUUAGUUUCGAAGGAAAUGAAACUGAGAAGAAAUACUUACUCGAUUUUGAAAACAAUUUAGCCAAGAAUUUCGAAACAUAUAACUUAGAAAAUAAGUUCCAAGAGCAAUUAGCCACUGAACGCAAGGAAAUAGUAAAUUCAGUAAAAAAAGGAUUUAAAAAAGAUAAAAUCAUUAAAGUUAUUAAGCAAGAAAUAACGGAAUUUAAAAAAAAUAUUUAUCAAAAAAGCAUAGAGUUUCGGAAUAAGCACAUUUUUCCAGUCAAUAAUUAUUCAGAAUUACAAGAGAAAAUAAAAAAAGGAGUAGUAGGAUUAUUUUUGGUUCCUUUUUGCAAUAAUUUAGAUUGCGAGACAAAAAUAAAAGAAAAAGUGCCUUCUUAUAGUAUUAGGUGUAUCGCCCUGGAAAAAAAACCAGUUGCGUCACCGAAAUGUCUUUUUUGUCAAUUACCGGCUGCUGAUAUGUUAGAAAAAGUCAAAAUUAAUUUAACUGCUGACAACGUUUUAGAAAUUAUUACUCCUACUUUGCUUUCUGCCGAAUAUAUUGGAGUUCACACUAAAUUCAGCACACUGGAUGGGAUAAGCAGUCCGUCUGAUUAUGUGGCAAGUGCUCGCCGAAAGAAUUAUGCGACCGUGUCAGUAACCGAUUAUUAUAACGUCCAAGCUUUUCCCGAGUUUAGUAAACAUCAGGAACCAGAUUUACAAAUUAUUUAUGGUUGUGAAUUAGAAAUGUUGGAAGAUAAUUUACCGCCCUAUAUUUUUAACCACUCUGACCAAAUUUUAAAAGAAAAGGUUAAAGAUUUAACUUAUUGUGUUUUUGAUUUAGAAACAACUGGCUUUUUUUCGGCUUAUAACGAAAUUAUUGAAAUAGGCUACGUUAUUUAUCACCAAGGGGAAAUUAUUCGCGAAGGAGAAUAUCUAAUCUGCCCAGAAAAAGAAAUCGCCCCCGAAUUUGACAAGAAAAAUUGGGCGAAGAAUUACCCUAUCCCGUUCUUGAUACUUUGCCUUUAUCCUGAAUAUUGUUUCCCGACCGCAAAUCGAGAAGUAAAAGAGUUAAUAAAUAAUGGCUAUUUUCCUAACCGCGGCUAUAAAGUAAAAGUUUUGGCAACUAAUCAAGAGGGGUUACAUAAUCUUUAUCGUCUGAUAACUCUUUCUCACACCCAAAGACUAUUCAAAAAGCCUUGUGUUUUUCGUUCGGAUUUAACUAAAUAUCGGUCCGGUUUAUUAAUUGGGGCCGCGGGUGGCAGAGAGGGAGAAAUAUUUGCUCUUUUUAGUGCUUUUAACUCCGCGGAAAAAAUCAAAGAAGCGAUGCGUUUUUACGAUUAUGUUGAAGUGAAUAGUCCCGAAACCUUUUGUCAUUUGUGGUUAAACGGAAAAAUUAUGGAAAAUGAACUGAAAGAAAUGAUUUACCAAAUUAUUAGCGUGGCCGAAGAAUUAAAAAUUCCUGCUUUGGCUUCCCAUAACGUUCAUUACUGUGAAAAGAAAGAAAAAAUCCUCAAAGAAAUCAUUGUCGCAAAUGAAGGAAUGAACGGGGUUAGACAUUAUCUUUAUAGUGAAGCAACUUUGGAGGAAAAAGAGGACCGUUUUGCUUACUUGCCACCUCAGCACUUACUUAACAAAGAAGAAAUGAUUGAUAAUUGGCUUUUUUUGAAUAAUAAGGAAUUAAUCGAAAAAAUCAUUUUUCGUUAUCCCCAGCAGAUAGCCAGUAAGGUAGGAACAGUUAAAGUUAAACAACCUCCGCUUAAUUACUCAGGCACCGCCAACAUUAAAAAAGAAGAAAAUGAUUUAAUAAACUCUUAUACCCAACGCACUAACGAAAUAUUUGUAGUGCAAAAAACUCAUGAUGAUGGCUAUUUAAUUGGUUCGCGGGGUUCAAUCGGUUCUUCCUUUAUUGCUUAUUUAUGUGGUAUUACUGACUUAAAUCCGUUGCCAUUUUAUAAAUUUUGUGCUAGUUGCCAUUAUACCGAAAUUUAUCAAACCCAAGACAAAACUUAUUCUUGUUAUGAUUACCAAGCCCAAGAAAACUGCGAAAAAACGCCUGAUAUUGACCUUAAUUUUUCCGGAGAUUACCAAAAAACAGCCCAUAAUUAUAUUCGCCAAUUGUUAGGCGAAAAUUCGGUUUAUCGCAUUGGCACCAUUAAUACUUUAUCGCAACAAACUGCCGAAAUUUUUUACAAAGAACAUCUUAAAUUACGCAAAAAACUUAAUUCACCCGAACAUAUUCGCGAGUUUUCUAAUUCGGAAUUAAUCGCCCAGGAAAAAAUUAAAGAUUUGGAAAGAAGAUUAGCCCGGGCUCGGAAAGAAAAAAGUCAAUUAGAAACUGAAUUAAAAAAAUUAGAGCAAGAAUAA
Molecule: messenger RNA, 3657 nt
Organism: Entrophospora sp. SA101
Lineage: Eukaryota; Fungi; Glomeromycota; Glomeromycetes; Entrophosporales; Entrophosporaceae
Source: the annotation of a GenBank genome assembly